Solanum dulcamara is the source of this 480-nucleotide messenger RNA. RefSeq names its product secreted RxLR effector protein 161-like. The record is from RefSeq and is a predicted model, not a curated record. The coding region runs from base 1 to 480 and encodes 159 amino acids. NCBI's taxonomy places the organism in Eukaryota, Viridiplantae, Streptophyta, Magnoliopsida, Solanales, Solanaceae. The transcript has a single exon.
AUGACAGACUCAAAGCCAAUUGAUACCCCUAUGGGAACAAAUUCAAAACUUAAUAUUGAUGAACCUGGUCCUGCAGUUAAUGAAACCAUAUAUAGAGGAAUGAUUGGGUCUCUAUUAUAUCUGAUAGUGAGUAGACCUGAUAUUGUGUUUAGCGUAGGAAUGUGUGCAAGGUUUCAAGCGUGUCUAAAAAAAACCCAUUUAAAGGCUGCAAAAAGGAUUCUAGGGUACUUAAAGGGAACUGAGGACCUGUUCCUAUACUAUUCGGCUGGAGACUCUUUUAACCUGGUGGGAUAUGCUGAUGCUGAUUAUGCAGGGUACCUGGUUGAUAAAAAAAGUACCUCAGUAAGGGCUCACUUUCUAGGAUCCUCGUUGAUCUUUUGGGGAACCAAAAAACAAAACUCAGUUGCUCUAUCUACUGCAGAGGCUAAGUAUGUUAUAGCUGCCUCUUACUGUGCUCAAUUAUUGUGGAUCAAACAGUAG